Nymphaea colorata (pocket water lily) is the source of this 3700-nucleotide messenger RNA. RefSeq names its product putative U-box domain-containing protein 42. The record is from RefSeq and is a predicted model, not a curated record. Bases 634 to 3504 code for a protein of 956 amino acids. Lineage: Eukaryota; Viridiplantae; Streptophyta; Magnoliopsida; Nymphaeales; Nymphaeaceae. The transcript is spliced from 5 exons. Gene Ontology annotation, molecular function: ubiquitin-protein transferase activity; protein binding. Gene Ontology annotation, biological process: protein ubiquitination.
UUCAACGCAAUUUGCCAAGUGAUUGAAUUGCUGCCCACGUCUCGAGGAAACGCUAGUGUGAGAGGGAGACAGAUCUAGCGAGAGAGGGAGGGAGGGAGAGAGAGAGAGCGGUCCUUCCCUUUGGAUCUCUCGAUCGCCGUACUACUUCAUGGUCGACCCUGCUUCACACUGUCAUGGAAAAGAACCUCACGCCCAUUCAUUAGCAACAGAGAAGAAUUAGUCGCCAUGCACGCUGGCUUUCAGCAGAUCGAUUUCUGGUCAGGAGUUCAAUACCACCAUCGAGUUUUUUGCACUAUCCCAGCUUUUCCAUUGAAACUGUUCAAGAGACAAGGAAAACUUCAGCAGGACCCAGGAGGCGGUUUGACAGACAUGGCAUGUCAAGUAGUCUUCUCUAAGGAGACAGAAAACCAGGUGAGAAAUAAGAUCAUCAUUGAAAAUGGGCAGACAUGUAUUCCACCAUCAGUUCGUGCACUCCUGCUCAAGUAGAAGUUGAAAAAGGCCCAUGUAGAAAGAAAUACGGUUGAGAAUUUGACAUGGUAGUGCCUACGUCAGACUACAUCAUUGGUCCCAACCUUUCCCAAGGAAAUCUUUCAAGAACUUGGAAAUUCUCCUAGAUAACCUUUACUUGAAGUUAUGGAACCUGAACAGCAAGAGAAUUCUUCCCCAAAUGCAGCAGAGAUCAUACAGUCCCUGUCAAGAAGCGCUCAUUUUGCAAAGGAAAUGGUGUACAAGUUCAAAAGUGGCUCUACCUCAGUUUCGGGCCCUGAAUUGUUUGACACAGUUAAGCAGCUAGACAAGGUGAUCAAAGAAAUAGGAGAAGCCCUCAAGGGUAUGCCUGAAUCACCAUUUGAGAACAACGAUUGCUUGCAAGUCAAUGAUGAAGCUUUUUCAAAAAGAAAACGUGUUCACCUUCAACCUACACCAUCACUUCUCCAGUCCGGACAAGAAAAUUUACCACGUAAAAAUGUAGAGAAGAAUGUUGAAGGUGACUUUCAUGGAGAAACGACUAGUGAAAAUUUGGGCGCUGCAAAUUCAAAAGGGCACAGCUACAACACAUCACGUCUGAUUGAGUACGCUAGAAAUGUGAGUUUUGGUGAUCAAGAAAAGAACCGAAGUAGCAGGAUAUCUUCACAGUCAUUACCAAGAAUAGCAGAAUACAUGGACCCUCUCUAUGAAACAUUCUUCUGCCCUUUGACAAAAAAGAUCAUGGAAGAUCCAGUCACAAUUGAGAGUGGCCAAACAUACGAAAGAAGAGCCAUUGAAGAGUGGUUCAGUAAAUGUGAUGAAAAAGGAGAGGGAGUUACAUGUCCAUCAACAGGGACAAAAGUAACCAACACAAGUUUAAGCACAAACCUAGCACUGAAGACCACCAUAGAACAAUGGCAAGAAAGAAACGAAGCAACAAGAAUAAAACUAGCACAUGCUGCACUUUCACUCGGUAGUUCAGAGGGAAUGAUAAUAGAAGCACUGAAAGAGAUUCAGGGCAUAUUGCAGAAGAGGAAACAUAAGAAGGAGAUGCACAAGCUAAAAAUGAUACCAUUACUUUCUCAACUUGUGGAACACAAAGACGUGACAGUGAAAUGUGAGGCACUGGGGACAUUACGGUUACUAGCAAAGGAAGACGAAGAAAAGGAAUUGAUUGCUCAAACAAAUGCAAUCCCAUUAGCAGUAAGACUCAUGUCAAGUCCAGGGGAACAGCUUGCAGCAGUGUCAUUGUUGCUAGAGCUUUCAAAGAACAGUUUAUCUUUAUGUGAGAAAAUUGGCUCCAGACCUGGUGCCAUUCUCCUUUUGAUUACAAUAAAAUACAAUACUACUGAUUCAAUGGUGGCUGAAAAAGCAAACAUGACCCUAAACAACUUGGUGAAGUGUCCAAAAAAUAUCAAGAUCAUGGCAGAAAAUGGACUUUUGGAACCUCUUCUCAGCAACCUCAUUGAAGGUCCAGAGGACAUGCAGGUGGACAUGGCAAGUUAUCUUGGCAAAGUAGUUCUGAGCAAUGAGAGCAAGUUACAUGUCACCAAAAGAGCAGCCACUUCAUUAAUAAAAAUGGCAUGCAGUGAGAACUUACUAGCAAGGAGGCAUGCGCUCAUUUCUCUUGGUCAGAUUUCAUCUUACCACCCAAGCAGUAAACCACUCAUUGAAGCAGGCAUUUUACCAAUGUUGAUAGAACAGUUAUUCAAUACAGAAGACCGCAAAGAUGGAAUGGAACUAAAAGAGUUCUCAUCUGCUGUACUUGUUAACAUUCUUGAGUCAAGGCCCAAUUUUGAGACCCUUCAGCUGAAUGCACAAGGCCGUAACAUGGUCUCCGAUUAUGUCAUCUUCAACAUAGUUCACAUGAUCAAGAGUUCAAGUCUUAAGCUGAUCAAGAACCUUGUGAGGAUCCUCUUAUGCCUAAGUGAAUCUCCCAAGGCCAUGACAAGCAUCGUGGCUGCAGCAAAAGGGCCUGAUACCAUGCACAUGCUGAUAGAACUGAUCAACUAUUCUGAAGAAGAUCUCACAAUUGCAACUGCCAAGCUAUUGAUUCUGCUGUCUGCACAUGUUGGACACACCCUUGCUGACAAACUAUGCAAGACUUAUGGGCAACCUGGCAACCUAAUAAAAACAAUAGAUACCAAUGAAAUAACUGAACUGGCUUCAGUUACUGCCAACUUUCUAGCAAAGCUCCCCUCUAACAAUCUAGCCUUCAAUAUAUCAUUAGCUCAAAGAGAUACUCUACCCAUAGCCCUUCAUAUGCUACAUAAAAUCCAAGUUGGUGCAAUCAGGACGAGCAGAUUUAUGGGUUCUUACCUAGAGGGGUUAGUGGGAAUCUUGGUAAGGUUCACAUUCACUCUCUACGACAGUGAAAUCCUGUCUCUUGCCAAGUCGCAUGACCUUUCUCUUGUGCUGACAGAGCUGCUCAUGAGACCAGGCAAUGAUGAAGUCCAAAGGUUAGCAGCAGUGGGCUUGGAGAAUCUUUCAACUGAAACCAUCACACUAUCACAGAUACCACCCACACUUUUCAAGAAGAAGUCCAACAAGGGGAUUCUCACUAUGUUCAAUAAGCCAAAAACGACCAAACCAGAAACUAAACUCUGUCCAAUUCAUAAGGGUGUAUGUUCUUCAAGUACCACUUUCUGCUUGAUGGAUUCAAGGGCGUUGGAGACCCUGCUAGCAUGCUUAGACCAUCAGAAUGUUGAUGUAGUUAAAGCAUCACUGUCUGCCAUAUCCACACUCUUAGACCAUAGAGUAGAUGUGCAUAUGGGCGUGUUUGUGUUGAGCAAGAUCGGUGCAGCUCAGCAAAUUCUGAAUGUGUUGAAGGAACAUAAGGAUAUGAGUGUGUGGCAAAAAUCAUUCUGGUUGAUUGAGAAGUUCAUGACAAAUGGACAGAGCCUGCAUUGUAUUCUCAACGACAAGGUCCUGCCAGUGGCCCUGGUGACUGCCUUUCAUCAUGGCGACAUAACAACAAGGCACUUAGCUGAGAGGGUGCUUAGACUCUUGAAUAAGAUACCCAACGACCAAGUAGUCUGAGUUUGUAAAUAAGAGAAAAUGGUUGGAGUAUAAGCAUUGGUCUUUUCCCUUUUCUGUUCUUUUCCAGAUUUCUUAUUCAUGUGCACAUAUGACGCUCGCUAACUCUAUUGUAAAAAUUUUCAUUACUUCUUUCUUUCCUACUGUAUAUUUGUUGUGGAUUUUCUUAUAAUAAAUCUUCAUCUAUACAAUGAAAAAA